Molecule: messenger RNA, 4587 nt
Organism: Perognathus longimembris pacificus (Pacific pocket mouse)
Lineage: Eukaryota; Metazoa; Chordata; Mammalia; Rodentia; Heteromyidae
Gene: Ranbp6
Product: RAN binding protein 6
Exons: 1
Coding region: 19-3336 (1105 amino acids)
Biological process (GO): protein import into nucleus
Cellular component (GO): nucleus; cytoplasm
Molecular function (GO): protein binding; nuclear import signal receptor activity
Source: RefSeq, a predicted model, not a curated record
CAGCUUUGACAGGGCGCGAUGGCGGCGGCCGGAUCUGCAGGGGUACCGGCGACCGUGACGGAAAAGCAAGAGUUCUACCAGCUCCUGAAGAACCUAAUCAAUCCAAGCUGUAUGGUGCGGAGGCAAGCAGAGGAAGUCUAUGAGAAUAUCCCAGGUCUGUGUAAGACUACAUUCCUCUUAGAUGCCGUCAGAAAUAGAAGAGCAGGUUAUGAGGUGAGACAAAUGGCUGCCGCACUGCUACGACGGCUUUUGUCCUCUGGAUUUGAGGAGGUCUAUCCAAAUCUGCCUUCUGAUGUGCAGAGGGAUGUCAAGAUUGAACUCAUACUAGCUGUUAAGUUAGAGACACAUGCUAGCAUGAGGAAAAAGCUUUGCGAUAUUUUUGCGGUGCUGGCCAGGAAUUUGAUAGAUGAGGAUGGCACUAACCAUUGGCCAGAAGGUCUGAAGUUCCUAAUUGACUCGAUCUACUCUAAAAAUGUGGUUCUGUGGGAAGUUGCACUUCACGUUUUCUGGCACUUUCCUGGGAUUUUUGGGAACCAAGAUCGGCACGAUUUGGAUAUCAUCAAAAGGUUGUUGGACCAAUGUAUUCAAGAUCAAGAACACCCAGCAAUCAGGACAUUAUCUGCUAGAGCUGCAGCUGCGUUUGUUCUUGCUAACGAGAACAAUAUUGCCCUAUUCAAAGACUUUGCAGACUUGCUUCCUGGAAUCCUACAGGCUGUGAAUGAUUCCUGCUACCAGGAUGAUGAUUCUGUGCUUGAAUCUCUUGUUGAGAUUGCAGAUACUGUACCUAAGUACUUGGGUCCCUAUUUAGAAGAUACUCUACAACUGAGCCUGAAGUUAUGUGGAGACUCUAGGCUUAGUAAUCUACAACGCCAGCUGGCCUUGGAAGUAAUUGUGACCUUGUCUGAAACCGCUACCCCAAUGUUGAAAAAACAUACAAAUAUUAUUGCACAGGCAGUUCCUCAUAUAUUAGCAAUGAUGGUUGAUUUACAAGAUGAUGAGGAUUGGGUAAAUGCUGAUGAGAUGGAAGAAGAUGAUUUUGACAGUAAUGCAGUUGCUGCUGAGAGCGCACUAGACAGACUAGCUUGUGGGCUUGGUGGAAAAGUGGUUUUACCAAUGACCAAAGAGCAUAUCAUGCAGAUGCUUCAGAGCCCUGACUGGAAAUACCGACAUGCUGGAUUAAUGGCCUUAUCUGCGAUUGGAGAAGGUUGCCAUCAGCAAAUGGAACCAAUCUUAGAUGAAACAGUUAACACAGUUUUGCUUUUCCUUCAGGAUCCUCAUCCAAGGGUGAGGGCUGCAGCCUGUACUACACUUGGACAGAUGGCUACAGAUUUUGCCCCUGGUUUCCAAAAGAAAUUCCAUGAGACAGUGAUUGCAGCUUUGUUGCGUACCAUGGAAAAUCAAGGUAAUCAGCGUGUGCAAUCCCAUGCAGCUUCUGCUCUUAUUGUUUUUAUUGAAGACUGCCCCAAAUCAUUGCUAGUUCUAUAUUUGGAUAAUAUGGUGAAAAAUCUGCAUUCUAUCUUGGUAAUUAAGCUUCAAGAAUUGAUUCGGAAUGGGACAAAGUUGGCCUUGGAACAGCUUGUGACAACCAUUGCUUCAGUUGCAGAUACAAUAGAAGAAAAAUUCAUUCCAUAUUAUGAUAUAUUUAUGCCCUCCCUAACUCAUGUUGUUGAGCUUGCUGUUCAGAAGGAACUUAAGCUUCUGAGAGGAAAAACUAUUGAGUGCAUUAGCCAUGUUGGUCUUGCAGUUGGGAAAGAAAAAUUUAUGCAAGAUACAUCAAAUGUGAUGCAGCUAUUGUUGAAGACACAAUCAGACUUAAGUAAUAUGGAAGACGAUGACCCUCAGACCUCUUACAUGGUUUCAACAUGGGCUAGGAUGUGCAAAAUUCUUGGAAAAGAUUUUGAACAGUACCUUCCACUGGUUGUUGAGCCUCUUAUUAAGACUGCUUCAGCUAAGCCUGAUGUUGCUCUCUUAGACACACAAGAUGUGGAGAAUAUGAGUGAUGAUGAUGGGUGGCAAUUUGUAAAUCUUGGAGACCAGCAAAGUUUUGGGAUUAAAACUUCAGGACUUGAAGCAAAAGCAACUGCUUGCCAGAUGCUGGCUUAUUAUGCUAAGGAGUUAAAAGAAGGAUUUGUGGAAUAUACAGACCAAGUUGUAAAACUGAUGGUUCCUUUACUAAAAUUUUAUUUUCAUGAUAAUGUUCGGGUGGCAGCUGCAGAGGCCAUGCCUUUUCUCCUUGAAUGUGCAAGAAUUCGUGGCCCAGAGUAUCUUUUACAGAUAUGGCAGUUGAUAUGUGAUCCUUUAAUCAAAGCCAUUGGGACGGAACCUGAUACAGAUGUACUCUCGGAAAUUAUGAAUUCUUUUGCAAAGUCCAUUGAGGUAAUGGGAGAUGGUUGCCUUAAUGAUGAACACUUGGAAGAAUUAGGAGGAAUUCUGAAGGCAAAACUUGAAGGACAUUUUAAAAACCAAGAGAUACGACAGGUUAAAAGGCAAGAAGAAAACUAUGACCAGCAGGUUGAGAUGUCUCUGCAAGAUGAAGAUGAAUGUGAUGUUUAUAUUCUGACCAAAGUAUCAGAUAUUUUGCACUCAUUAUUUAGUACUUACAAGGAAAAGAUUUUACCAUGGUUUGAACAGCUCCUUCCAUUAAUUGUAAAUCUAAUUUGUUCAAGUAGGCCAUGGCCAGACAGACAGUGGGGAUUAUGUAUAUUUGAUGACAUCAUAGAGCACUGUAGUCCAACGUCAUUUAAAUAUGUGGAAUAUUUUCGGUGGCCAAUGUUACUAAAUAUGCGAGACAAUAACCCAGAAGUUAGACAAGCUGCUGCUUAUGGCCUGGGUGUUAUGGCACAGUUUGGUGGAGAUGAUUAUCGUUCUUUAUGUUCAGAAGCAGUUCCACUCUUGGUGAAAGUUAUUAAGUGUGCAAAUUCCAAAACCAAAAAGAAUGUCAUUGCUACGGAAAACUGUAUUUCAGCAAUAGGGAAGAUUUUGAAGUUUAAGCCUAACUGUGUAAAUGUAGAUGAAGUUCUUCCACAUUGGUUAUCAUGGCUCCCACUGCAUGAAGAUAAAGAGGAAGCUAUUCAGACUUUGAAUUUUCUCUGUGACCUAAUUGAAAGUAAUCAUCCAGUUGUAGUUGGUCCAAAUAAUUCCAAUCUUCCCAAAAUCAUCAGUAUAAUUGCAGAAGGAAAAAUCAAUGACACUAUUAACUAUGAAGAUCCUUGUGCCAAACGCCUAGCUAAUGUUGUUCGCCAGGUACAGACUUCUGAAGAUUUAUGGUUGGAAUGCAUAUCCCAACUUGAUGAUGAACAGCAGGAAGCCUUACAUGAAUUGCUAAAUCUUGCUUGAAGCACUUUAAUAUUACUUGAAUGUCAUCUGUCAUAAAAGUGACUACUAAUAAAUGUUGUAAGUGGAUUAUGUUAUAAAUGAAAGAACUGUCCUCUCCUUGCUAAGCAGCUAUAUUUUGUCCCCAUGUUUCUCUAGGACUAGUCACAGCCUUUUGUAUACUUUGCAUGUUUUACCUCUUAAACAUAGACUGUGUUAAUAACUUGUGCUUACAGUUGUCUUAGAAUGUUUAUCACUUUCUCCUACGUCGUGUGCAGUCAAUAUAAGUUGUUGCUGUUUGUACAAAUACCAAUGCUGCAGUUAACUUGGUACCAAGAAGUCAUGCUGACUGUCAAAAGAUACUAAGAGCUCACAAAGGUAAGAUAGAACUUCCAGGACAAACAUCUUCAAAGUUGUAACAGGAUUAUUCCUUGAUACUACUUUACUAUUACUCCUGAUUUUUAUGGUGGUGGAAGAAUGCUAGAACUUAGAGUGAGUUUCAAGAUAUUGCUGUGAAUGUGAGAGUUUUCUUUGUAAUGUAUGUGAACUUUUAAAUAAUGUACUCCUGAGAACCAGUUGUGACAUAUCCAAAUUCCAAUUCACAAAUUGUUCAGCUGAGAGUGAUAAGAAAUUUUAAAUCUCUUUAAACUGCUCUCCAUUUAAAAAAGUUAACCAGAACAACAAGAAUUAUAGUUACUGAAUUAUGGUUACUGGUGCAUCUAACAUUGGUAGCACGUAGCAUACUGUAAUACUGUGUUUGACAAAUAGCAAGUUAUCAGUGUUUGUGGGAAUAAGUGUGUUUUAGCAAACGAUUUGUUUGUGUAUAUAUGCUAUUUUUUCCCUGCCAAACAGCUCAACAAGAAAAGACUUGAUUCAGAAUGAGACCUAAAUAGAUUCCUGUUGUGAGGAAGUUCCUAGCAAAUACUAAAGCAGCACUGAAGGGUAUUCCAUAGUAAAAGUGGGGGAAAAAAACAAAACACCUUAAUUCUAUCUUUAAGCAUUACAAAAAAAACAGCUUUGACACUAGUCAUUUAUCGGUAUAAGUGCAUUAUAAGAAAACAGCUCUGUAUGUCUAAGGCUAAUUCUAUUCAUUGUAAUGUCAGUCUUUAGAGUUGAGCUUUUUGUAGUGUAGAAAAAAGUAUUCUGUUCCAUAAAUCAUCUAUAAAAAAUACAUCUAUUGUGACUUCCUGGGGUUCUUGUGGGUACUGUGUAUGUAUUCAGCAAAUAUUUAAGAACAGUAAGUGCUCAAUAAAUCAUUGCUGUUAAUUCAUCUAA